CUCAACACUUGUAUAAUUAGAUCAAAUAUCACUCACCUUAUUUAGAAUUAUCUCUAGAAUCAUAAGAGUUUUAAUAAAUUGCUUUUGUAAAAAUGAAAACAUGGACAUAACUUUAAGCAAAAAUGAAUAAUUAUAGAGAGAAACAUGCUAAAAUGAUAACAAACUUAGGCAGAGACUAAUGUAUAAAAAUGGAUACAAAUAAAAUCAAAAAAAUACCUAAUAGAGGUUAUUUUGACUAAUGGAGAUUCUCAAAUGUAUAUAAUAAAGAAUUCUUAACAAGAGAUCAUUUAAUGGAGCAUAAGCAAAUAUUGGAAUCAUUUAGGAAAUAAAUGGAUUAAAAAACUAGACGAAAUAAAUGAAUGGGUAAAUUCAGAUAAAUAAUUUAAUAAAAACACUGCAAAG
Molecule: messenger RNA, 402 nt
Organism: Paramecium sonneborni
Lineage: Eukaryota; Ciliophora; Oligohymenophorea; Peniculida; Parameciidae
Source: the annotation of a GenBank genome assembly